Macrosiphum euphorbiae (potato aphid) is the source of this 972-nucleotide messenger RNA. NCBI's taxonomy places the organism in Eukaryota, Metazoa, Arthropoda, Insecta, Hemiptera, Aphididae. The record is from the annotation of a GenBank genome assembly.
AUGUUACCAGUGAAAGGAAUAUGCAUGGAAAUGUGUCCCAAGGAGGAAAUAAAGAUGAGAACAUCUAAGAGACUUGUGCACCAGUUGGAAUUUAAACCUCAUAAAAUGGUUAAAUGUUUUAGCCGUUCAGCUGCUGGUAAUUCAUUAAGCAAACCUCAUAUUUUAAGACCACCGCCAGUUCUAAGGAAAACUGUAUCAUAUCUUUUAAAUGAGGUGCUCACAGUUGAAAAUGUACCAUUUAAUAUUAUUUAUGAUUUUAUUGAUGACCGUUUAAAUUCUAUAAGACAAGAUGCUACUAUACAAGCCGUGUCUAAUCAAGAUUGGAUGGCUAUUUUGCCACCUAUUAUUCGUUUUCAUGCAUAUGCGGCUUAUAAAUGUUAUGAAUAUGAUGUAAAUACAUUCGAUCCAUUUUUAAAUAUGAAGCAUUUUCAUGAAAGCAUUUUUAAAAUUGUUAAAAUAUUGUUAGAAGACUCUGACGAAUCAACAAAUGAGCUUUGUUCGGAAAUGGUAUCUCUUCUGAUUGUUACAAAUUUAGGUGAUUAUAAUGUUCUUCAACAAGCUUUGCCGUUUAUAUCAAAGAAGAAUUCUUUAAUCAAAAUGGCAGUGCUAUUAUCACUGAAUAUUAUGAACGGUAAUUUUGGACAGUUAUUUGAAACAUACAAUACAUUUCCACCAAUGCAUCAGUGUGUUAUUUGUGUACAAUUACCAAUGCUAAGAAAGAACAUAUUAAAAUCAAUGUGUAUGGGUUUUAAUUGCAAAAAUAAUUACUUUCCAAUUUCAAUCUUAUCUAAAAUGUUGCUGCACAAUGAACUUCAUGAAACCAUUAAAGAGUGUCAACAUUACGGUUUAACUGUGGUUGAUGAUAAAGUGGAAUUAUCAAAGUCUUCAUUUAAUAAUGAAGCGGAUGAGUUACAUUUGAAAAAGGAAAUCAAAUUCAAAGUUAAUGUAUCAACCAUGGUUCUUAAUAUCUAA